Molecule: messenger RNA, 3789 nt
Organism: Paramecium tetraurelia
Lineage: Eukaryota; Ciliophora; Oligohymenophorea; Peniculida; Parameciidae
Exons: 3
Biological process (GO): RNA polymerase II preinitiation complex assembly; transcription by RNA polymerase II
Cellular component (GO): transcription factor TFIID complex
Molecular function (GO): TBP-class protein binding; RNA polymerase II general transcription initiation factor activity; RNA polymerase II general transcription initiation factor binding
Source: RefSeq, a predicted model, not a curated record
AUGAUAAACGAGGCCCUUUUAGAUAUUUUAUUUGCCCAGUUUGAGGAUGUUAAUGAAAUGAAUUAAAGAGAUAAAAGCAGUUUAGAUUUAAACUUUGCAAUGCGACACUUCAAAGACAUUUUAGACUGCGAUGCAUUAUUUGCAGGAUUCAAACCCCAAGAUUAAAAUGAUGAUACAAGCGAUGACGAAGAGGAAGAGGAGGGAGCCAGUGACGUAGAGCAAAAGAGGAUUACUCAAAGAUAGAAUCUGAAGAUCAAUGAGCCUAAUUUGUAGAAUAUGAAAUUGGCUCCCGAUUAGGAUUAAAAUGAAUAUUUGAGAAGCAACCCCUAAUUGAGAACCUUUUUACGUCAAAUGGAAUUAAGAAGCAAUUAGUCAUCAGCAUAAACCAACAAUACUCGUUAAUCCUAAAAUGUUAAAUAUCCAGUCUAUGCAUUUUCUGAUUUUUAUUAUGCCGCCAGUGAGGAUGUUAGAAUGAUCUACGACAAAGUGAUUAACAUCAUUCUGUACAAGUAUAAGAAAACUAAGUCCUUUGAUGCUGAUUACUAUGACUCCUUGAUGCAAUUUUUCUCUGUUUUGACUGAUCAAUAAAUCAAGGAACACUUACAGUAGAAUAAGGAUUCAGAAAUCAUCUUGAAUUCCUUCAAAAAGCAGAAAUGCUUGAAGAGUCUAGACAAAAGACUGUCCCUCUAUACUAAGUUAUAAAAUGAGAGCAAGGACAACUAUACAAUCUUAUGCUAAGAGGAAGUAGUUGAAAACCCUUAUGGAAUGAUGCAAAGUUCAUAUAAUCCACUAUUAACGCCUAAAUUCUAUCAGGAAUUAAAUGAUAUGAUCAACAAAAAACAUAAAAAGAUAAAGUUGGAGGAGGGCAUAAAUUACAAGAGAGAAAUUUAGGAGAGAAUGAAGAAUGGGAAUGAGAUUAAUGUGCAGUAACCAGAAGAGAAUGAGGAGUACUAGUAAUAAAUCUAAGUGGAUUAGGAUCCAAAAAAGAAUCAAAUGGAAAUAGAAGCCUAGAUUAGAUAGAAAGACAGUGAGAAUUUGAAACGGUUUUUUGCUGAUAAAUUCAAAUUAUUUGAAUAAUAAAAGGAUGAUUUCAAAGCAGAAGUUGAAUCUCAAAAACAUGAAAGGAUUAUUAACAAAGAAUCCUUUUUGUAUCAAUGUCCAUAGUAAGAUUUUACUUCUUUAAAAUGCCAAGCAUAAACUGAUGAGGCAGGAAUGGGAUUAUUGCAGCGUAUUUAGUAACAAUUAGAAGACGAAAAGAAAUUGAAUGAGUAAUAGAAUUAAUAAAAUUAACAACCAGAUGAAAGCUAUAAAUAAGUUGAAAUCGAUAAAAAGGAAUAGGAAUUUCAGAACGCUUUGGAUAAUUAUUCAUAUUACAACAAAGAGAUUGUCGAAUUUUGUAUGGGUCACAAGGAUAACUUCUUAUCAAGAUCGUUUCAAACUUAUAAUAGAGUUGAAGUUGAUCUCUAGAAUCGACAAUUCUUUAGUGAGAAAUUGGAGGUGUUAUUGCACUAAAAGAAGUUUCCAGAGAAAGUAGGGACAUAAUAAUAAUUGGCUAAUAGAUUGGCUGCUCCAUCAAUAGUGUCAAGACAAAAGGAUAAUAGAAGUGCUGUAUCUCAUGUGAAUUUACUAAGUGUAGAGGAUUAGUAGGAGUCUUAGGAUUUGUCAUAGUUUGAAGAUGGAAUACAACAACAACAGGAUUUCAAUUAGUAAUUUGGCAAUGAGGAUGUGGGGAAUAAGGAAUUAUUGAAUUUAAUUGAAUCUAAAAUGAAGGCGUUUUAAACUACACCAUUUUAUAUACAUUCUUUGGUGGCUGAGUCAUUUCUCUUAAAUGAUUUUUCUUAGGUGUUGUCGAAACAUGCAAAAUACCAUAGGAAUAAUAUUGUAGACAAUUUAUAUGAAGAGAAAAGAGAACUUCUUGGAUUGGAAAGAGAGCAAGUCAAAUAUUUUGAUCCAUGGCCGACUGAAUUGGUUCCCUUGGUGAAUUUAAAGGAACAAAAGAAGGACAAUAGGGAAGUAUUACUUGAAGAAUCAACCGAGAAAUAGAAUAGUCAUGAGUAUUAUAAAUAGAUCGACAAUCUAUCCUUGUCGAAGGGUAACUUUAUAUUGAUGGAGUAUAUUGAAUAGAGGCCAUUAUUAUUGAACAAUACUGGAAUGUGCUCUAAAGUGACUAGGUAUGUCUAUUCUAGUAGGGCACUACAACAAUUUAAUUAGAAAAGAAUUAAGGAUGAAGGUGAUAAUUACAAUAACUUUUAAGAGAAUAGUGUCUAAGCUAAUUACAGAAGCACCUAUGGAUAAAUGGGAUAGAUUACGAAUGAGGAGAUGGCUCUUUGGGAAUUCAAAAAUAUGUUGAUUAGAUUUCUCGAUAAGAAUUAAGCAAUACCACUUUAGGGUCAACUUACAGAUGAACGAUUUAUAGGGAUAGCAGUUAUAGAGAAUGAUCUUUACAGGGCUCCAAUUUUCAAAUAGAAAUUGCCAGUCACUGAUUUUCUAUUGGUGAGAACAAGAGUUGAUAAUUGCCAUUAUAAGUAUACACUUAGGCCUAUAGAUUGUAUAUACUUAGUUGGUUAAAUUGAGCCUAAAGUAGAAAUCUUUACUCCUCAGUCUAGACCUUUGGGAACAUUCUUAAAGAAUUGUCUAAAGACCUAUAUAAAGAAAUAGUUUAAGAUGGGUUUGGAAGUCAAAUAAGACGAAUUGGAAUUAAUAUUUUAAAAAUAAAAUCAAAAACAAAGUCAGAAACAGAGUCACGCCUACAUUAGAUCAGCUCUGAAAGAAUGUAAAGGGAUACAGGAUUCUUCUAAUCAAAAAACUUGGAGAUAUCAGAAAGGAGGCAAUGAUGACAUCCAGAUUCUUAAGUAUGACAUAACUGCCAAUCAAGUGUGCUUGUAUGAGUCUAUGUUGCAUUCCUCUUAUCUAUUAUAAGAGUUUGGGUUGAGAGAACUCAAGAACAGUGAUAAGAUGAAGAAAACUCUCUAGGAAUACUUGUCAAGAAACCCUUAGGAUUUUAAUAGUUGGGUUAUUGCAAGGAGGGUUGAAGAUGAACUAAAUAUGACUGCAUGGUCCUUGUCUCAGUCCUUUUUGAAUUCAGCCAAUUAAACAGGAAGGAUGCUAUUGUAUGGAAUUGGAGAUCCCACAUCAGGACAUGGAGGUUUAAAUUACAUUAAGAAACCACUUAAGGCUAGAGGGGAGAAAGGCUAGAAUGCUAUCCAAGAGAAGAAGCCUUCGGUAAUGGGUACUGAGAACGAUUUACGUAAGUUGCAUGUAGAAGACAUUCAAAAUAUAUCUAGUAAAUUAGGAUUGACGACUGAGCCGAAUCUGAAGAGAUGGAAGAUGAUUAACAAGUUGACUGCGUUUCUAUAGUAAUCGUAGAAUCCUGAUGAUAAAGAUAGUAGGGAUGCUGUGAUGUUUAGGAAGAAUUUGGAGUUGUUGGAUGAGAAGUAGAGAAAGCAAUUGAAUGUCAUUGAGAAGUUUGCUAAGAAUUAGAGAUAGACAACUAAAAAGUAAAAAGAAUAAUAUCAGAAAGAAUUAGAUAAACAAUUAGCACAACUGAUAUAGAAUCUUACAAUCAAGGUGCAAGGAAAGUACUUUGAGAAUUUUGAAGAAGUUAAGAAGAAGAGAACUAAGAGGGAUUUGGAUAAGGAUGAUAAGAAUAAGGAUUUGGAAUAUAAUGAUGAGGAUGUUAAGCCAUAUUUAAUAGUGGAUCAGGAGAAUUAUAAGUUGAGGAUUGAGGCAUUUUAGAAGAAGGAGAAGAAGAUUUGGUUGGAGAAGAAGAAGAAGAAGGGAUUGUCUUGA